CUAUUUAUCCACACCGGCCUUUCAUGUCCGGAAACUCAGUCUACAAAAUUAUACAUGUUACCUAUACCAAAAAAGUUUUUGUGAGAGGAAUUCGUUGAAUGGCUAACUAGCUUAUUAAAGUCUUCCUGCUGCGGUGGUGUUAUUUCUAUUUUUUUCAAUGAAUUUGGUAUAUGAUCCUCCUAUAUUCCGGGGGAAUGUGGAUCAUGAUCUAACUGUCCUUCAGCAAGUUGCCUGAAUGUUCCCUCGAGUGGGAUGCUGGAAAAUCUCACUUCCAUUUAUCUGGACUAUUUGAGACUUGUUACCUCCAUGCAACUGCAAACUGCGCAUGAACUGAGUUACGCAAAGUGAUUGUUCCACCCAUUGCAUAUCACGUCAUGACGUACAGUACACCAUGUUGUAUCCAACCUGAGAAUGAUAGUUUUAACGUAACUUAAUGACCCGGUAAGCUUUCGGCUAGGUUCUAUGUUGUCUAUGGCUAUAGAUAUUUUUGAUAACACGCAACCAGUAAAGCUGAUGUGAUGGCAAAGCAGUUGAUUCAUGAUGGCAAAUCUUGACGUACUUGGUCGUUCAUUUGCACCUGAGUGUUGAUAAUUGUAGAGUUUCAGAAGUCUUCACUGGCACUUAUCCCACAGUUUCAACUGUCCAAGGACUUGAAUAACUGAAAAUUGGUCUGCUAGGGGACACCGCGAUCAUACUUCACAUCGUGACAGCACUGGGCUGAAGAUCUGUUCAGAUCAUUUGACUCAAUAACAGAAGAUGUGUAGUUUUUUAUGGGUGUUAGGAUAUGUUUACAAAGAAGUGUUUUUAAGUAUAAACCCCCGUACUCAAUUAAUCUUUGGCGCAGGAUAACAUUGCAAUGUCCAUACUAUCAUGGCUGAUGGACGGCGUCUCAUUUCAUUUCCUAGCUGUGACAAGUGUUCUCUUCUUGUCUCCAAGAAGAGCUCGCUGAUCCAUCAUGGCAUCACAAUCAUACAUUUUCCUCCGUCACUAUUGCUUUCCAAUCCAGAAUUUUUCCCCGCCUUCAUUUUACAGACUUGUCACAACUCACAAUGCCGACCUCGAUGCUGAGGCAGCAGAUUAAAAUGGAGAAGGCACUUUCUUAACAUUGUUCCCUCAUGUGACAUGCACCUUUACUUGAAAUCUGUUAGUUCACCACCAAAGGGUUUGCUUUUGUUUAUAUGGAAGAUGAAAGAGAUGCAGAGGAUGCUAUUCGUGGACUUGACCGAAUAGAAUUUGGCAGAAAGGGUCGCAGACUUCGCAUUGAGUGGUCAAAG
Capsicum annuum is the source of this 1274-nucleotide messenger RNA. Its product is annotated as serine/arginine-rich splicing factor RS40-like. Gene Ontology annotation, biological process: mRNA splicing, via spliceosome. The record is from RefSeq and is a predicted model, not a curated record. Gene Ontology annotation, cellular component: nuclear speck. Lineage: Eukaryota; Viridiplantae; Streptophyta; Magnoliopsida; Solanales; Solanaceae. Gene Ontology annotation, molecular function: RNA binding.